Molecule: messenger RNA, 220 nt
Organism: Funneliformis caledonium
Lineage: Eukaryota; Fungi; Glomeromycota; Glomeromycetes; Glomerales; Glomeraceae
Source: the annotation of a GenBank genome assembly
AUGGUUAGAAAGGGCGGUAUCGGAAAAUUAUAUCAAAUAUUAUGAUUAUUCCGGAUUCACAAAUAGGGAAGAAAUAAGCAGCGGAUCCUUUGGGAACGUUGCUCGCGUGAAUUGGAAGGAUUCCGAUACCGUUAUGGCUGUAAAGUAUUCGUAUAACCUAACUAUUAAGGAAAUCGUCAAUGAAGUAAAUAUGAUUACGAAUAUGAGAGGUUUGCUAUGA